UACGUUACGUUUAUUAGUUGUGUAACCCGGAGUUCAUUAUUGUAAAACAUGUAAAAAUGAGAGCAAAAGUGCGUUUAAUGUAAUCAUUCUCGUUAGUAAUGCUAGCAGCUAGUUGGCUAACCUGUUAUUACAAGUCAGUGGCACUCCUAACAUGCCACAACACUCCCACUUUCUUCUGGAGAGAAGCUUGCUAAUCUCUCCAAACUGAUUGCGGAAACAUUUGUGCCGUAGACUCCGAGCAGCGACUUAUCCCAGAUCCGAGGCGGUACACACCUUCCCUCUCAGCCAUGGGAAACACAUCCUGCAACCACCCGGGCAUCCCUCCACCUCAGGGCCCCAAGGCCGUGGGUUGCACGGACCUAAUGAUGGAUCACACAGUGCAGGGCAGCUUCUUCCGCCUUUACUACCCUUGUCAGAAGAUGGUCAAGGCUGAGAUGCCAGCUUGGAUCCCCAACAGAGAAUAUUUCAACGGCCUGACAGACUUCAUGAAAAUCAACAGGACUUUCGGCGAAGGAAUGUUCAACUUCCUCUUUGGCUCAGUCAAGAUACCAGCCCACUUGGAUGCUCCAUUUCACUCCAAUGAGAAAUGUCCAGUCAUCAUAUUUUCCCAUGGCUUGGGAGCCUUCAGGACUUUGUAUUCUGCCAUUUGUACAGAACUGGCCUCCAGGGGCUUCAUCGUGGCCUCCGUGGAACACAGAGACGAGUCUGCCUCCGCCACGUGUUACUUUGGAGAAAAGGGCGAGUCCCAGCAUGCACCAAACGAGUCUAUCUUAGGCGAUCUGCUGAUGGAAUGGAUCUAUGUCAGAAUGCUGCAGCCGGGAGAGCAAGAAUUCCCCAUCAGAAACCAGCAAGUGACUCAAAGGGCCGAUGAGUGCGUCCGUGCUCUAAGUAGACUGGCAGACAUCGACUCAGGGCUGCCGGUGCAAAAUGUUUUGCAGACACAGUUUGACUGGACGACGUUGCAGAACUCCAUGGAUCUGUCCAAAGUAGCUGUGAUCGGACAUUCCUUUGGGGGAGCAACCGUCUUAGAAGCUUUAGCCAAAGAGACUCAAUUCAAGUGUGGCGUGGCGCUGGAUGCCUGGAUGUUUCCGUUGAAGGACGACACCUUCCCUAGAAUAAAGCAGCCCGUCUUUUUCAUCAACUCAUGGAGUUUCCAGUGGCCUGAGAACGUCAAACGCAUCGAAACGUUGCUCGCGGCCGACGCUCGCAGGAAGAUGAUCACUAUCAGAGGCACCAUGCACCAAUCCUUCCCUGACUUCACCUUUGUGACGAGAGAGUGCAUCGGCAAGCUGACGAAGCUGAGGGGCGACCUCGACCCAGUAGUGGCCAUCAACCUCUCCAACGAAGCAACACUAGCCUUCUUGCAAAGACACCUUGGUUUGGAAAAGGACUUCAAUCAGUGGGACCGUCUGAUUGACGGAGAAGAUGAAAACCUUAUCCCAGGAACUAACGUCCCCUUGCUUCAGUCGGCCAUGUGACUCGCACCACAUGCCGCAUGAAGUACCGCAGACCUCAUCAUCGUUAAAAAUCAGGGUUCCAAAUGGACUUUUUUGUCCAACUGUUUAUCAUCUGCACUGGGCUGCAAAGACUCUCAGUGUAACGGGGUGUCUGUGUGUGUGUGUGUGUGUGUAUGUGUGUGUGUGUGUGUGUGUGUUUUAAAGAACUGACCAUGUAAAACAGGGGUGUCCAAAGUGCGGCCACGGGGCAAUUUGCGGCGUAAUUGUUAGCCACCUAAUAAUAGCGUGCUAGAUUUUUUUUACAAAUUUUGCAGGUAUACACCCCGGCGCCAAAUAUUUUGUGAGUUGACAAAUGAUACCUGUUGGCAUUACAACGUAAAUAUGCUAGCUUUUCUUUUUUUUUUUUUUUUUUUAAGCUAGUUUUGUAGUCACAUACCUCAGUCGUAUUUUGGUACUUGAUAAAUGCUAAUGUUAGCGCGCCAGCAUUUUAAACACAUUUUUCAGAGUAAUACAUUUUGGUACAUGACGCAUGUUACAGUUGGCAUUUUAGCGUGCUAAAAUAAGUGUGCUCACUUUUGUGGCUAAUUUAACAGGCAUAUACCUUAAUGUCAUAUAUUUUGGUAUUUCACUAAUGUUAACUGUAAACAUUAGCAUAAUACUGUUAGCAUGCUAGCUUUUUUAGCAUAUAUUUUAUGUUACUUGAUGCCAUCUGGCCAGCAGGCUAAUUGUCAUACUUACCAACCCUCCCGAUUUUCCCGGGAGACUCACAAUUUUCAGUGCCCCUCCCGAAAAUCUCCCGGGGCAACCAUUCUCUCGAAUUUCUCCCAACAAUAUUGGGGGCAUGCCUUAAAGGCACUGCCUUUAGCGUCCUCUCUCACCUGAAAAGGAGACUAUUAUAUAUGUCUCCGUUAUCCAGAGGUUUAUCUAUAACCCAUAAAGUAGGCAGGCACGGAGCUAUUUCUCAGCGUGUGUUUAUUCCAGCCGGCACGCUAAUACACUGACACACAUCAUUCGGAUUCCCAUCAUGCAUUGCUUCAAAACUACGGCAAGUAGUAAUGUCCAAAAACAUAACAGAGACGAAGCAGAAGAACGAAGAAGAGACAUGGCAACGACAUGUAAGAAGAAGAAGUACGCUUGCAAGUUCCAAAAUGAUUGGAAAAAAUAAUUUCAGUUCAUCCAGGAUAGCUCGAAGGGGAAGGGGUAUGCUGCCUGCACAUUUUGUAGAUCAGACUUUUUAUGUGUAAAUAAAUGAAAACUGAAAUUCAAGUAUUUAUUUUACUUAUAUAU
Nerophis lumbriciformis (worm pipefish) is the source of this 2744-nucleotide messenger RNA. RefSeq names its product phospholipase A2, group VII (platelet-activating factor acetylhydrolase, plasma) (gene pla2g7). Gene Ontology annotation, molecular function: 1-alkyl-2-acetylglycerophosphocholine esterase activity. Lineage: Eukaryota; Metazoa; Chordata; Actinopteri; Syngnathiformes; Syngnathidae. The record is from RefSeq and is a predicted model, not a curated record.